AUGGCGGCCGGUACCGCCGGCCCCGGGGCGGCGCCUGGGGAUGCUGGUGCGGGCUGGGGCGCGCAGCUGGCGCAGAGCGCCAGCGGCUGCGGGGAUGACGGGGCGCAGGCCGACUGCGCGUACGUGUUUGUUCUGUUUGGAGCAAGGUGCGAGCAGUAUUUUCUUGGCAUCGUCUCUGUCGUCCGGUCUCUUCUUAAACACCUCUGCGUGCACCAGCGCGUGCUCAUGCACACGCGAGACGUACCGCGGUCGGUCCUCGACCUCGCUGUAAGCCUGGGUGUAUUCGACGAGAUCAUCCCCACAGAUUACAUCGAGGCUUCGGAGUUGUUCUUCAACAAUCCUCAGGCGCACCAGCGUUUCGGCAAGAUCUUCACAAAGUAUAGGGUGCUGGGCUUGGAUUGGCGCUUCAAGAAGGUAUUGCUGUUAGAUUCUGACCUGCAUGUACGCUCCAACCUCGAUCACCUCUUCGAGUUGGACGCCCCCGCGGCGAUGCAGAGGGGACCGAAUAAGCCGCCCAUGCGAACGCUGCUCCCGGCCCGUGCACCGAUUAACGCUGGCGUAGUGCUGCUGCAGCCAGACUCGCGCGUCCUCGACACGUUGUUGCGGGAGAUCACUGGGCCCAACCCGCGGCGCUUGCCAGGCUACAACUCUCCAGACGCGGAUUAUUUGACAGAGCACCCGAUCUAUGCCGGCAAGUGGACGUCCAUCCCGCUCGAAUACAAUUUCCAGUUGGAGUUCGAUGCCCUGGACCCGAAGGCGGGCACUGUUCGCUUUUCCUCCCUGCGGGAGGCACACUUUUCCGAGGAUGGCGCCGCCAUGCCUUGGGAGAACGUCCAGGUCGUGCACUUCAGCGGCAUGAAGCCCUGGGCGGCCUUGUUGGACGACACCUCGCCGCUGCUACGCGGCUUGCGCACCGUCGGCAGCAACGACGCCGGGCUGCAGGCCAAGUUGGCCGCGGGCAUCCACGAGUACGCCCGCGAGGUCGCCACUCUGCAGGGCCUGUGCUCCCAGCUGGGUCUGGGGGAGGGCGUCGUCUGGCGCGAGGUGCGCGCUGAGCGGGCCCAGCUGCCGAAGAGGCCGGAGCAGGCGCGCAUGCGCCUGCACGCCCUGUUGCCCCUGGGCGGGCGCUGGUUCGAGGGGCAGCGGGCAGCGACCGCUGUCUGGAUCCCGCCCGGCGCGGGCCUGGCUAUGCCGGGCGCGCUCCACGACAGGUGCAAGCCAGUGGCCGUGUAUCUGGAGGUAGCCGGCUCGGCGGGGCCGAUCGCGGUCGGCAAUAAGGUGCUGGCCAAGGUGGACGGGACGGAGCAGCAGUUCGAGGUGACGGCCAUCAAAGAUGGCGUCGCGGGUCUGCGCCGGAAGGUCGUUCUGUCCCCCGAGUGGGAGCGCGCGGAGGCACCCCCGAGCGAGGAGACGCCCCAAGGCCGCCCGUACUAUUACAACACGCGUAGUCAGUUGUGCCAGUGGGAGUUCCCAAACCUGCCGCGCAGCUGGCAGUGUGUGAACGACCCGGCUACUGGGGAUCAGUACUAUUAUAAGGUGGGCAGUCAGCAGCCCGCGCAGUGGGACCCGCCCGAGUUCGAGGAAUUGGAGCUCCGCCUGGACGAGCUGCGGGCGGAGAGUGUUGCGGCUGACCGCGUGACUUGCUCGGACGUCACCAUAUGGAGGCGGUCUUUCCUGGAGGAGGAGGACAAGGAGGCGCUGAAGGCGAUGUGCGAAGCGCUGGAGAUCGCCAGGCGAGGCGGAUGA
This is a messenger RNA of Prorocentrum cordatum, 1746 nucleotides long. The record is from the annotation of a GenBank genome assembly. NCBI's taxonomy places the organism in Eukaryota, Dinophyceae, Prorocentrales, Prorocentraceae.